UCGCUAGACUGUCUAUGAGGCCUAUCCGCAAUACCACCACUACCGUAACAUCGCUCACAGACCUACGGGACGGCCACGGCGAGCUUUUCAAAGGCAUUAAACGCGUCAAAUAAGCGUAGUGGGAUGAGUUUGGGCGACCGGGUUCGAGUUUCGGGCCACUGAGGGGUGUUUUGUCAGGAAAUUCGGGCGGUUGGGUGUUGUUAUUUCUGGGGAAGCUGAGUGGUCAUUGGCAGAGUUCAAUACACAGCAGCUCGCGAGAAGAAUAAACGCAUAUUUCACGUCUCUGAACACCCUUGUUUCACUCCACUUGCAUGGGCUUUUGAGGAUUAUUACAUUUCAGUCAACCAACACAUCGCAGGAGAAUAAAAGUGGAGGUGAGUCUGGCUCUGGUACUGAACGUGUCUGCCUGACCCGAGACUCAACACUCCCCCUUCCCCAACCUCCCUGCCACCCUGCCCUACGCCCUGCACACCCCUAACCCAGCAUGAACGAGAUCAGCAUCGUCAGAGAGGGCUGGCUCCACAAGAGAGGUGAAUACAUUAAGACUUGGAGGCCCCGAUAUUUCAUCCUAAAGAGCGAUGGCUCUUUCAUUGGGUACAAGGAGAAGCCAGAGACGUCAGACCACAAUCAGCCCCCUCUCAAUAACUUCUCUGUUGCAGAGUGUCAGCUGAUGAAGACUGAAAGACCUCGGCCGAACACGUUUGUCAUCCGCUGCUUGCAGUGGACCACUGUUAUUGAGCGGACCUUCCACGUGGAAAGCAACGCUGAAAGAGAGGAGUGGAUACGUGCAAUACAGGCUGUGGCCAAUGGGCUCAAGUCCCGGGAAGAGGAGGAGCCAAUGGACAUCAACUUUGGCUCCCCUGGAGACAACAGCCUGGAGGGAAUGGAGGCUGCCAUUGCAAAGUCCCGCACCAAAGUCACAAUGAAUGACUUUGACUACUUAAAGCUGCUGGGUAAAGGCACUUUUGGAAAGGUGAUUCUAGUGAGGGAAAAGGCUACUGGCAUGUACUACGCCAUGAAGAUCCUACGCAAAGAGGUCAUCAUUGCUAAGGACGAGGUUGCACACACAAUCACAGAAAGCAGAGUGUUGCAGAGCACACGGCACCCCUUCCUUACGACACUAAAAUACGCCUUCCAGACACGAGAUCGAUUGUGUUUUGUCAUGGAGUAUGCAAACGGAGGCGAGCUGUUCUUCCACUUGUCUCGAGAUCGCGUGUUUACGGAAGAUAGAGCUCGCUUCUAUGGGGCUGAAAUAGUUUCAGCUUUGGAAUAUCUGCACUCUAAAGAUGUCGUCUACAGGGACCUAAAGCUGGAGAAUCUGAUGCUGGAUAUAGAUGGUCACAUUAAAAUCACAGACUUUGGCCUGUGUAAAGAGGGCAUUACUAAUGAGGCCACCAUGAAGACAUUCUGUGGGACCCCAGAGUACCUUGCUCCUGAGGUAUUAGAAGACAAUGAUUACGGCCGUGCAGUGGAUUGGUGGGGUCUGGGGGUGGUCAUGUAUGAAAUGAUGUGUGGUCGGCUGCCGUUCUAUAACCAGGACCAUGAACGUCUGUUUGAGCUCAUUUUAAUGGAGGAGAUUCGCUUCCCCAGAAACCUCUCGCCCGAGGCAAAGGCCUUGCUGGCUGGCCUGCUCAAGAAAGACCCCAAACAGAGGCUCGGAGGAGGUCCUGAGGAUGCCAAAGAAGUGAUGACACACAAGUUCUUCAGUUCCAUGAACUGGUAUGAUGUCCUUCAAAAGAAGCUCAGCCCACCCUUCAAGCCGCAAGUGACCUCAGAGACAGACACACGCUACUUUGACGACGAGUUCACUGCACAGACAAUUACUGUCACGCCACCUGACCAAUAUGAUAGUCUUGAUGUGGAGGACCCAGAUGCACGCUCACACUUCUCACAGUUCUCCUACUCAGCCAGUGUGCGAGAGUGACCCCUCCCCUCCCCACCCUCUCACCCUUACCAGCACACCGGACGCCCCUCACAUACACAAACGCAAACGCAUACAAGGACACGUGCACCAGCAACCCAAGCCCACCGAGGAGUGGGUUCUAGGGGGGAGUGCGGCAUCUGUGAACGAUCCUGAACAGGUGGUACCCUCUGGUCAGUCCUGGUUUCCGAUUGGCCUUUCAUUCAGCCAGUCGUAGCCUGACACUACACACUGCAACACAAUCCAUCAAAGAAUCACUGAAUAAGUCUCAACCAAUCAGGUACCAUCGAGAACACCGCUCAGCACCAGCAGGUUUCAGGACACACGCUCGCACUCAAAACACUGGACUACGGGACUCAAGCCUCUUGUAAACACAGAUAUCAAACACACUCUAAAUCAUCUUGUGGGGACAAGAGAAAUCAGUUUGGACUUAUUUCCCACUGAUUGUUACAGUUUUAAAGCCAUAUUUCUGCAAAUGUACAAGUGCUCUUUCUGGAACUAGAUGUUACCAACAGUGUUUUUACAGCGGGAGGACCGACGAUAGGGUAACACAGAAAGGAAUAGUGCUGUUUCUCUGCCUGGGUUUGUGUACCGAAUGCUAUGUGUGCGUCAACGGAUGCGUGUUCUUCAACUGUGUGUCUUUUUGUGUUUCCAUUUUUUACAAGGGCAUAACAUUAUGUUGAGGAGUUGAACGGGGGUGGGAUUGUUAGGGGUUUGGAGACUCACACACUAUAGAUGUGAAAAUGUUUGUGCUUUAAAGGGAAAAGAGAGAGAGGAAGACAGCUCUAGUGUGUUAACAGAGAGCCUGUGGUUUCCUCCACAUCAGGAACAUUGAAACCGGCUUUCUGGAGAGGCGUUUUUCCAGUUUUCAUCUGCAGCCCCAGAGGCUGUGUGUUCUGAGGUUAGUGUAUCAUCAUGUUGUUUUCAUUCUCUCGAACGUUUUGCAGGCACUGAUGUUAAAAUUUAGAGACGAACGUACAGGCAACAACCAUAACGGAAAAAGGAUUUGAAUGUUCUGUUAUUUAACUGCAAGAGCUACUGCAUCAGCAUGACCGACUGGUUCAAGUAGCAAACAGUGGAAACCGCCUUGACACUUUUUUCUUUUCAUUUUUUCUUUUUUUUUCAAUUAGUGUAGUCAGAAAAAAAUGGUUAGGAUGUUUGAAAGAAAAUGUUCAACUUCAUCUCCAGCUGUGUAACGUAGGUGAGCUUCUCCAGACAGAAGCUGUCUUCUUUUGCCUUUUGAAAGAUGAUUCAUGUGCAAGGAACAUCAAACUAUUUUGUUUAUUGUUUUAUUCCUUAUUUUAUUUGGAUCAUUUUUUCUUCAUUCGCCCACUCACUGAAAUUAAAUUGUCUUGGUAAAAAAAAUAUAAAUAUAUAUAUAUAAAAUAUAUAUUACAAUAGUAAAGUUUUUUUUUGUUUGUUUUGUUUCUUUUGUCCAUUUUUCCAUUUGUGUGAAUGUGUGGUUCACUUGUGCAUGUGUGGGUGUGUAACAAGGUAGUCACAGUAUAUAUUUGCAAGGGGAAAUGAAAAGCUUCCUUUGUCGAGAAAUGACGAGCAUUUGUGUUUAAACAUGAUAUAUUACCAUCCCUCCUCCAUAAACUUUCUCAUACACAAACGUCCUCACAGGUACCAACAGCAGGGCCAAACUGAAGUACUUCUGCGGGUCUUAAGUGCAUCAAAACCAAAAUACGCAACUCACUAGGUUUGGAAACAGCCCUUAUUGCCUUGACUGAGAGAGAGACCACCAGAUGGUGCCAUUUGCAAGUUUCAUUAAAUAAUACAUUGCUCCAGGCACAUGCACACUAGUUCACACCAUGAUGCUCAAUUAUAGUUUUUUAAAAGAAACUCCUGGGUGGAGACAUGAGGGGUGAAGAUCUAAAAUGACCUGCUGUAGUGCUUUCACCCAUUUUUCUUGUGUGUGUGUAUAUACCUACAUUUGUAGGACAAAUCAGCUUUGAAGUGAAAUUAUUUUGCAAAUUUAACCAUCGACUGUUCUGUUCUGAAUGUGAUGAACAAUCACGAAUGUCAUCAUUGAUGCUCGGUUUGCUUUUUUAGUGCUGGGGAUGCAAACGUUGGGGGGAAACUUGAAAUUUCAUCAAACUCAAUUUUUUUUUUUUUUGGGCUACAGAGUGCUAUGGGGGUAUGCUUUGCUAUUAGGAAAUACAUGCGAGUAAAUUCUUUUACCAAAAACUGUAUGAUGUCUGCCUCUUUUACUAACCCAACAGCAUGGCAAAUUAACCAAGUGGACAGCAGAUUUUGAUACAUUGUGUUAUUCGGCUAAGGUUGAGCCUAAAAAUGUGCACAGUUUUUGUUUUAUUGAAGACAAUUUAUACUUUAAACAUUUAAUUGUACAAAUAUAUUGGGAAUGUGUGUAUAUAUAAUUGACAGCGUUUCAGCAGUGGUCUGAAUAAUAAUGUACAACAGUCA
Messenger RNA from Carassius auratus (goldfish), 4348 nucleotides. RefSeq names its product v-akt murine thymoma viral oncogene homolog 2 (gene akt2). Gene Ontology annotation, biological process: protein phosphorylation. The record is from RefSeq and is a predicted model, not a curated record. Lineage: Eukaryota; Metazoa; Chordata; Actinopteri; Cypriniformes; Cyprinidae. Gene Ontology annotation, molecular function: protein serine/threonine kinase activity; ATP binding. The coding region runs from base 485 to 1924 and encodes 479 amino acids. The transcript has 14 exons.